GAUUCGAUAAAAUCUUCUCAAAAGUUGUCCGCUCGUGAUCCAGAAGGACAGGUGCUGAACAACAAAUACACACAGAUCUAAAACUUUCUGGUUCCACUUCUCCGAUCGAUUUCGAUCCAAAAUCUGUUAACAAUGGCGGAUUCAGGAUUCAGCGGUGAUGAAACUGCUCCUUUCUUUGGUUUCCUUGGCGCAGCUGCUGCUCUUGUCUUCUCAUGUAUGGGGGCGGCAUAUGGAACAGCGAAGAGUGGUGUAGGUGUGGCAUCGAUGGGUGUGAUGAGGCCUGAGCUGGUGAUGAAGUCUAUUGUUCCUGUGGUUAUGGCUGGUGUGCUCGGUAUUUAUGGUUUGAUUAUUGCUGUUAUCAUCAGUACUGGAAUUAACCCUAAGGCGAAAUCGUAUUAUCUGUUUGAUGGCUAUGCACAUCUUUCCUCUGGUUUGGCUUGUGGUCUUGCUGGUCUUUCUGCAGGAAUGGCAAUUGGAAUUGUCGGUGAUGCCGGUGUCAGAGCCAACGCCCAGCAGCCGAAGCUAUUCGUGGGGAUGAUUCUUAUCCUCAUUUUUGCGGAAGCUCUGGCUCUAUACGGUCUCAUCGUCGGUAUCAUCUUGUCUUCACGUGCCGGUCAAUCCCGAGCAGAUUAAGAUGUUACAGAGAAUGAAAAUGGAGGUUUUUUUCUUCUUUAUCUGUUUGUUGUCUGUUCUUAUUAAUCAAUCAAGAUCAUGUUUUCUUUGUUUAUUUAAAUUUGGCAGGUUUUGAACAUCCUUUUUUUAAAAUUUUAUGGUCUAUUUAUUUGUUAUCUCAGUAUCAUUAAUGGUGUUGCUGCAGAAUAAGACCUUUUUGUUAGUCGUCAACUUGUAGCUGAUUGUGUUAAGCAUUUAUCUUGGGGCAUAUAUUUUAAAGAGUGCUAAUAUGGAGCAUAUUAUUGA
Molecule: messenger RNA, 918 nt
Organism: Cynara cardunculus var. scolymus (artichoke)
Lineage: Eukaryota; Viridiplantae; Streptophyta; Magnoliopsida; Asterales; Asteraceae
Product: V-type proton ATPase subunit c4
Exons: 3
Coding region: 133-633 (166 amino acids)
Biological process (GO): proton transmembrane transport
Cellular component (GO): proton-transporting V-type ATPase, V0 domain
Molecular function (GO): proton-transporting ATPase activity, rotational mechanism
Source: RefSeq, a predicted model, not a curated record